CUGUGAGUCUGCCGUGCUAGACUUAAACAAUCGGUUACGAUGAGCGGUCACGGUUUGUGCGUCUCUCUUGCCCUCCUGUCUUUGACUUCUGGCACGGCGUCCGAGUACUCCACAAAGUUUGACACAGACUACGAAUUCGGCGACUACCGGGGCAAGUGGUGCAUGGAUGACCACGGUUUUGUCUACAACAUCGGGGAGACGUAUUACCCUAGCCCCACAGCUUGCCCUUGCACCUGCACCGAAGAGGGACCCCUUUGCAUACAACCCCAGUGCCCGCGGAUACAUCCCCGAUGCACGCGCAUCGCUUACAAGUCCUGCUGCCCGGUCUGCCAAGCUGUGAGCAAAGUAUGCGUGUACGGGGGCAGAACUUACAAAGUACUCGAGGAGUUCAUGCUGUCCCCGUGUGAGAAGUGCCGGUGCGAGGCCAACAGGGAGGUGUACUGCACGGUCGCAGAGUGUCCGGCCCUCCACUGCGUCAACCCCACGUACGAGCCCCACCAGUGCUGCCCCGUCUGCAAGAACGGGCCCAACUGCUUUGCGGGGAGCGCGGUGAUCCCGGCGGGCGUGCGGGUGGAGGUGGACCAGCAGACCGUCUGCUUCUGCUCCUACAAGGACGGCACGUGGGAGACACACCAGCAGGCCACCUGCGAGCGGCGCAAGCAGCCCAACGGCGCCGACGGGACGUCGGAGCAGAUGGUGGAGACGCGGCUCGUGCCGGAGGUGGACGUCAUCCCGUGA
Molecule: messenger RNA, 738 nt
Organism: Megalops cyprinoides (Indo-Pacific tarpon)
Lineage: Eukaryota; Metazoa; Chordata; Actinopteri; Elopiformes; Megalopidae
Product: brorin-like
Exons: 3
Coding region: 40-738 (232 amino acids)
Biological process (GO): negative regulation of BMP signaling pathway
Cellular component (GO): AMPA glutamate receptor complex
Molecular function (GO): protein binding
Source: RefSeq, a predicted model, not a curated record